Messenger RNA from Salvelinus fontinalis (brook trout), 2257 nucleotides. RefSeq names its product E3 ubiquitin-protein ligase TRIM39. The transcript is spliced from 15 exons. Gene Ontology annotation, molecular function: protein binding; metal ion binding. NCBI's taxonomy places the organism in Eukaryota, Metazoa, Chordata, Actinopteri, Salmoniformes, Salmonidae. The coding region runs from base 168 to 1892 and encodes 574 amino acids. The record is from RefSeq and is a predicted model, not a curated record.
CCAACAACAGAACAACUAACUUACCAACAACAGAACAUCAACUUACCAACAACAGAACAUCAACUUACCAACAACAGAACAACUUAACUGGCCUUGCAGGAGGAGGAAAGAGGAGUGUUUGACAAACAGGACAACCUGUGAGCCUACCUGGCGACCUCUUCACUGAGAUGCGAAGACGGUUCUCGAAGUCGGGGGUCCCGACCCCAAAAACCUCUGAACCCCAGGGAGUGCCUAUCCCGAUGUCUGCUGAACGACCCCAAACUUCCUCUGUAGCCUCCUCGCUCCCCACCCCAAGCCUUGCUGCGGCGCUAGCCCGACGAAGGUUCACCCUGAGCGGGGCAGCUGACAGCCAGAACCAAGGACUGACGGUCUACUGCAGAAUGCCAUUCUCUCAUAGCUUCCUGUCUGACGACCAGUUCCAGUGUUCCAUCUGUCUGGAUAUCUUCAUAAACCCCGCCUCCACUCCAUGUGGACACUCCUUCUGCAUGGCCUGCAUUGGUCGGUACUGGGACGGUGCUAAGCUCUGCCAGUGUCCCCUCUGCAAAGAGACCUUUAAGAAACGCCCGGACCUCCAGAUUAACCGGACCCUCAGGGAGAUCACAGAGCAGUUCAAGUCCAUGUCCGGGGUGUCUCGGUUGGGCAGCGGGAGGUGGAGAGGUGUCCUAGGGGCUGGAGGAGGAGGAGGAGGAGGAGGAGGAGGAGAGGACGCAGACCAUCAGGAUCCCAGCACCAUAGAGAGGGAGUGGAUGGACACUAAGACCCAGCUACAUAUGUCUGAGGCAGAGAUCCAUCAGCUGAUUCUACUGAGACAGAGGAAGAUGGAGGAGAUAAGUUCAUCACUGGCUCAACUACAGCUUUCGGUGGAACGUGAGACAGCAGGCGUGAUGUGUGUGUUCAGUGCGUUGGUGUGUGCGGUUGAGAGGUCGCAGGCGGAGCUCAUGGAGGUGAUUGAGAUUAGUAGGCGGUUGGCAGAGCACCAGGCGGACGACGUGAUUCGUCAGCUGGAACAGGAAGUGAAUGAGCUUAGGAAGAGAAGCCACGCCCUCUCCCAGCUGGCCCAAUCAGACGACUACGUUCAUUGUAUCAAGAGUUACCCUGCACUCUGCACCCCUCCACCAAUCAGAGACUGGUCUGGGGUGUCGGUGAACCCUGACCUGGGUACGGUGCCCAUCUAUACAUCGCUGUCUGUCCUGGUCCAACGUUUCCAGGAAGAGAUCAGCAGGAUGGUUGAAUUUGGCGGACAAGUUCCAAUAGAAUCAUCUCCAAUACCGCAGCCCAAGGUGAAGGGGGUACAGGAGUAUGCAGUGGACGUGACUAUGGACUCAAGCACCGCCCACCCCAGGCUCAUCCUAUCAGAAAACAGGAAAAUGGUCAAAUGUGGGGACCGUCACCAGCCGGUACCUCAUAACCCUGAGAGGUUUGACCGUGUCGUGUGUGUUCUGGGUCGAGAAGGAUUCUCCUCGGGUCAACACUAUUGGGAGGUGGAGGUGGGCGGGAAGACGGACUGGGAUCUGGGCGUGGCCAGCCGCUCCAUCAACAGGAAGGGGAAGAUAACGGUAUCCCCUAGCAACGGCUACUGGUUCCUCAGCCUCAGAGAUGAACACAACUAUGCGUUCCGGACAGAUCCCUCCACUGAGCUGCCUCUCAACCUCAGACCACAGAAGAUCGGGGUGUAUGUGGAUUAUGAGAAAGGGCAGGUAUCGUUCUAUAACGUGGACGCUAAGCUCCACAUCUACACCUUCAUGGCCUCCUUCUGCGAGUCUGUGUUCCCGUUCUUCAGUCCCUGCACCAACAAGUCAGGCAAGAACGACGGAGCCCUCGUCAUCACACCAGUACUGCUCAUGGACACCCAUCCACUACAGCCCGAUGAUUGUGAUGAAGUGAACAUCUGAGGCCCCGACUCUGACCCCCUAAUAGAGAAAUGUGCUUUGGGCUACAGAUCAGGGGGAACAAUUGUUUUUGACUAUCUUUUUGUUGCCUGAUUUAGAUAUGUUUCUGUUUAUAAUUUCCGACAUUAGAUACAUGAAGCUUAUCUUCUGUACCUAUGUUUCCCCUAGAAGACUAAAUCAAUCGUUGCUCACCAGAAUAAAUGUCAUAAAUCGAUUAGAAUGAAUGAUUAAGAUUUCAGUUUGUCUUGGAUCCAUAUUUUAUGUGGUUGAAAUACUAUCCGCUUUUUUAUGGCGCUAAUUAAGCAUCUCUAUAGAAGGUAUCUAACUAAACUCUCAAGAUGCUGAAAUAAAUAAAUCAUAUUUCUCCA